Messenger RNA from Nicotiana attenuata, 2096 nucleotides. Its product is annotated as peptidyl-prolyl cis-trans isomerase CYP59-like. Gene Ontology annotation, cellular component: nucleus. NCBI's taxonomy places the organism in Eukaryota, Viridiplantae, Streptophyta, Magnoliopsida, Solanales, Solanaceae. The transcript is spliced from 12 exons. Gene Ontology annotation, biological process: protein peptidyl-prolyl isomerization. The coding region runs from base 113 to 1690 and encodes 525 amino acids. Gene Ontology annotation, molecular function: RNA binding; zinc ion binding; peptidyl-prolyl cis-trans isomerase activity. The record is from RefSeq and is a predicted model, not a curated record.
AACGACCCAUCAAAGUUGGCCUUCUUGUCAUCGGCAACUCACAGACCUGCAAAACCCAAAACCCACUUCCCAACCCUUUCCUCUCCUUCUUCCCUCCGUCCUUACAGAAAUAAUGUCGGUAAUGAUAGUGACGAGUUUGGGGGAGAUGGUACUGGACUUGUUUACAGAUCGCUGCCCUUUGACAUGCAAGAAUUUUUUGAAAUUGUGCAAGAUUAAGUAUUACAAUGGCUGCCUGUUUCACACGGUUCAGAAGGAUUUCACUGCGCAGACUGGAGAUCCCACUGGAACAGGGUCGGGGGGUGAUUCAGUUUUUGGAGAGAUUGCAGAAGGGCUGGACACAUUGAAUAGGAUAAAUGAAGCUUAUGUGGAUGAGAAGGGCAGGCCAUUUAAAAAUAUCCGAAUCAAACACACUUACAUAUUGGACGAUCCUUUCGACGAUCCUGCCCAGCUAAGCGACUUGAUUCCAGAUGCCUCACCUGAAGGGAAGCCAAAAGAUGAGGUUGAAGAUGAUGUGCGACUAGAAGAUGAUUGGGUGCCAAUGGAUGAGCAACUGGGUAUACAAGAACUCGAGGAGGUUCUGCAUGCAAAAGAAGCACAUUCCCGAGCAGUAGUACUUGAAAGUGUAGGAGACAUUCCUGAUGCUGAGAUAAAGCCUCCUGACAAUGUGCUGUUUGUUUGUAAAUUAAAUCCAGUUACUGAAGAUGAAGACCUGUAUACAAUCUUCUCACGCUUUGGAACUGUGACAUCUGCUGAAAUUAUUAGGGACUUCAAGACUGGGGAUAGUCUCUGCUAUGCUUUCAUUGAGUUUGAGGACAAAGAGGCCUGUGAACAAGCAUAUUAUAAGAUGGAUAAUACUCUAAUUGAUGAUCGAAGAAUACAUGUUGAUUUCAGCCAGAGUGUUGCAAAGUUGUGGUCUCAAUAUCGACGCAAAGACCAUAUGGGUAAAGGAAGAGGUUGCUUCAAAUGUGGUUCUCUUGAUCACGUGGCUAAAGACUGCACUGGUGAUGCCACCAAACAGCAGUCGAACUACGUACUUAAAGAAGACAACAAGCAGCGUGGCGGAGAUGGUAACUCAAGGUAUGAAAUGGUAUUUGACGAAGAUGCUGUUGGAAGUCCUAAAGGAAAUAAGAGAGGAAGAUAUUAUGAAGAUGGGAAACAUCAUGAAAAUCACAAUCCUAAACAUAGGGUAUUGGAUGAUGAUGGAGUCCGGAAGGAUAGAAAAAGAGAUGGAUAUGAACGCCAUAGGCAGGAGGAGAGAAGUAAAGAUUACAGAACUGAAGAGAGGUUUCGUGGAAGUGGGACGAGAGCAAGUGUUGAGAAAGAGAGAGAUUAUAGGGGUCGAAACGAUCUGGAUUAUAGAAGAAACACUGAUUAUGAUAACCACAAAGCUGGGAGAGAGAGACCUGACCAUGAUAAGAGACAUGCGGAUAAAGUGAGGCAUGGAGAUAAGGGGAAUCGGAGGGAGAGGGAAAAGAGGGAUCACAAAGAUGAGGUGGAAUAUGGUGGUGGUCAUGCAGAUGAAGUUAGGUACAGAGACAAUAGGAAUGAGAGGGGCUAUGAAAAGAGGCAACAAGAUUCUCAGAAUAGAGGAAGCGGGGAAGAGCAAGAUAGAGGAAAGCGAGGAUUAGAUGGUGAUGGUACUCGAGCUCAUGAGCGUGAGCGUGAGCGUGAUCGGGGCAGAAGGAACUAACUCAGUGAAAAUCAUUCGCUAGAACCUGGAUAACAUAGCUAGAUCAUAAUAUUUCAAUGUAUUAUGUUUUUGUGCUCCAAUUCUUUAUUUGGUGUAUGUAACUUCUAUGAAUUAGUCUUGCAUAUAUCAAUGAUUUCUGUACGUCCAGGAGAUUUAUUGACUUUAAAGGCUCGCGAAAAGAGCUUAUUAAAGAACAAUGUUUUUGAAUGAAAAUCGGACGAACUGAAGUCUGGAGAUAAUUUCGUAAGUGUUAUAAUACAACAGAAGCAAGAAGCACACAAUCUCAGUUAUGUAAGUAUGUCAACAAUGAACCAAAUAUGUUCUUGUUUCUUACAUAAUUUUGUUUUUGAAAUCCUUAAGUUUCUCUGUAAGCUUUAAUUCUAUGAAAGAAACAGUUUUGAAUUGA